Messenger RNA from Alosa alosa (allis shad), 2866 nucleotides. It is a transcript of the gene nog2, whose product is annotated as noggin 2. Lineage: Eukaryota; Metazoa; Chordata; Actinopteri; Clupeiformes; Clupeidae. Bases 1433 to 2089 code for a protein of 218 amino acids. Gene Ontology annotation, biological process: osteoblast differentiation; dorsal/ventral pattern formation; negative regulation of cell differentiation. The record is from RefSeq and is a predicted model, not a curated record. The transcript has a single exon.
UCUGUCAGUCAGAAUGAAAGCAGUCGCGGUGGGCAGGACCCGUUGACACUUGCUGCCGUCGGAGGUGGAUAUUUAACUUGGGACUUCGCUAAGCCCGCGGCAGACACACACACUUGGUGUGCCUAUAAGCGAAGCGCACGCUAGAGAACUUGAGGUCCUCCAGCGACUACCGGAGUGGAGCUACCGUUUCAAGCCACGCGCUCCCACGGGAAUCUCCGCUGACAGCGCGUGAGUGAGGGUCUCAGAGAUUCCUUUGGAGACAUCGAAAAGUAUUCGGUGUCACUACACGGGAAAGACGGGAAACAAUUGGUCUUCACUAGCCUGUUUGAACUGUCCUUAAACUAUCACGAAAUGCAACUGGUUGCGCUUCGAGAAUAUUUUGUGCAAAAAAGUUUGUAGGCUAGUGGAACAACUUUCCGCGGUCGGACCCAGGUAGAACUGGUUAUCGCAUUCUGUGCUGAGACGGAAUACAUUCAUCACCAUUGAGUAGGUUCUUGCCACAGGCUUUCAGUGAAUGCAAAAGGGACGCUCUCGGUAUUGGUGAAACGUGGACAACGGCGGCUGAAAAAAGCACAAGAAAACCAAUCAAGUGUGGAAUAUUGCACUGGUGCUAAGGCAAGUUGGACUAUUUUAACCCAUGGAUCGCGCCCUGGCGUCGGGUCGCUGUGGAGCCUGAACACCCUGGCCACUGUGACAGAGAGAGGCGUUCAUAAAAGCACAGCGUAAAAAUAACAUUGGCUGGGACUGCCCUCAUUCCCGGGCCGGUGACAUUUCAAACGUGCUCAGAUCCUCUUUUGUGGGGCUCUUUCUCACGGUAACGGAAACGGUGGGCGAGGGCCUCUCCUCUUUUUCUGUACUCUUUCUUCGGUUGUAUAGUUGCCCUUCAUUCCAUGCAGCACAAGCCCCAAACCUCCGUCAGAAAGUCUAGACAGUCUGCCGAGGCUGCUUCGAGUCUCCAGAGUAACCAUGGCAACCCCCAGAAAUCCGAAGUGAUUUUUUUCUACUCACUCUUUCUCGCCCUCUUUUUUAUUGGAGAAACUAAAGGAGAGAGGGGGUGGUGACGCCAUUUUUAAUGUGCUGCAGUUUUGCUAUGUUGUUUUUAAUUAUUUGACUUCACAUAGAAUACGCGUCCGAGAAUUGCAUCAUUUUGAGUUUGGCGCGAGGUCCCAUCCGGAGGAUCCCUAAAAAGAACGCACUCCUGCUCCAGUGUGUCAUUCAAACCGCCACGCGGUCUAUUAAAAGUAUCGUCUUGCCCGUGCUCCUGGCUUCGACUAUUUAUGCCGUUCCCGGGCGCCACAGUUCAAAGAUCCCAGUAGCGCACUAACGAGAGGCGACAUUAAAACACUUUCACCCGAAGCCUACUGGACUAAGGGACACACAAGUUCACCUCCACACAUAGGCUACUCUAACACAGAAAAACAGACAGCCAGACAUGGGCUGCUCCCUCCAGAUGCUGCUGCCGCUGCUGCUGCUGACACUACUGUCUGCUCACCUGGGCUCUUGCCAGCAUUACCUGCCGCAUUAUCGACUCAGGCCAUCCCCAAGCGACCAUCUCCCAGUACCAGGCCUGCAUGAGGACCCAGACCCAGAGUACGACCCGCGCGAACAGGACUUGGUGGAAAGGACACUGCGGAAAAAGCUUGGAAGCAACUUUGACCCUAACUUCAUGUCCAUCAGCGCGCCAGCGCAGCUCAACCUCUCACACACGCAGCUCGAGCUGCGUGUACACGGCCCGAUGCCAAACGAAAUAAAAAAGCUGGACCUGUCUGAGACGCCAUAUGGCAAACGGGUCAAAGUGGGCAAGAAGGCCCGACGGAAGUUCUUGCAGUGGUUGUGGACGUACACGCACUGUCCAGUGGUGUACGCAUGGAAAGACCUGGGCGUGCGCUUCUGGCCGCGCUACAUCAAAGAAGCGAACUGCUUCAGCGAGCGCUCGUGCUCGUUCCCAGAGGGCAUGUUCUGCAAACCGGUGAAAUCCAUCACCAAGACCUUCCUCCGAUGGUACUGCCAAGGGUUCCUGCGGCAAAAAUACUGCACGUGGAUACCGGUGCAAUACCCGAUCAUCUCCGAGUGCAAGUGCCAAUGCUGAAUGAGCGAGGAGCUAUGUGUGUGUGUGUGUGUGUGUAUGUGUGUGUCUGCGUGAGUGUGUAUGCGUGUGAGUGUGUGUUUGGGAGGGGGGAUACAGAAAGUGGGAAACACAUAAAGCAGAGGGAACGUGAAUGUGUGGGCCUGUGUGUCGUGUGUGGUCGUGUGGGUGUCCCGGCGGACGCAUGUACGUGGACUGGAAAUAAAAAAGAAAUAAGCCGUUUUUUAUUGCACUGUUUAAACUGUCACUGAUGUGGGCACCAUAGCGAAUCUAUUUUUUUAUAUAGCAUUUUAAUUGAAAUACCAACAUUGUAUAUAUUUAAGAGAAGCGAAAGCAGCUAUUUUUGUGUAUUGAACAGGACCAUGUUUGAAUUGAGCCCUGGCGGGGGAGUCGGCACUUCACACAGAAGACCUUUUAGGUGUUUUUUUUUUUUUUAUCCGAAGAUGGAAUGCAUACACUUCUCCAAGAAGUUCACUUUUUUCAACUGAACAGUAAUGCUGACUGUUGUUUCACUGCAAUGCUGCCUAGAGUUUUUUCUAUGUAUAUUAUUAAUAUCAGUAAUAAUAAUAAUUAAAUGAAAAGUUGAGGAUAAAAUUAUAUAUAAAGGCGUGAACUCAGCUUUUGGAAUACCUAUAGUAUUGUAGAAAGGUUCCACAGAACUCUUAUUUAUUAUUUUAACGGUUGUGAUUAUAGCGGCUGUAAAGGGAUGGUUUAGCAGAAUAUACCGGAUAAAUAUGGAAGAUGAUGUUUACUUGAAUAUUUCUAAAAUAAAAAAAUAAA